Panicum virgatum (switchgrass) is the source of this 775-nucleotide messenger RNA. RefSeq lists its product as uncharacterized. Lineage: Eukaryota; Viridiplantae; Streptophyta; Magnoliopsida; Poales; Poaceae. The record is from RefSeq and is a predicted model, not a curated record. The coding region runs from base 187 to 561 and encodes 124 amino acids. The transcript is spliced from 2 exons.
CCCCGCUGCGUCGCCCCGCCGUUGAUCCUUCGGCUCGACGCGCGCCGUCAAGCCGGGCCGACCACGAAACACCCGACGAGUCCCCCACGCCGCCGCAGUAGCGACACUCCAUCAACGCCUCCGACGCCUAGAGUGACCAAAUGUGUAGGAAUCUUACCGUUGUUGGAUUCCUUAUGCAGCAAAAUUAUGGAUGUGAAAGAGAAGCCAGAGACGACCAGUGGCCCACCACCGCCACGUCCAGACUGCAUAAAGUGCUUCGAUGCUCUGUGGUUCUGCUACUCGCCAUUCCACCAGAUGCAGAGCUACUACCGGUAUGGGGAGUUUGACAACUGCUUCGGCAAGUGGGGCGAUCUCGUGGACUGCCUCACUCUCAAGACAAAGCGGGUGGCAGAGGUGGAGGAGAUCCUCAUCGCGCGGGAGAAGGCCAAGCCACACAUCUGGACCUUCCGGACAGUCGAUGAAGCAUCCGAACACUGGUGGAGGAUGUAUAAGCAUUUUGUGAUGAUGUCACCACCACUGCCAGGUGCUGCGCAGCCUCUUCCCAAGUCUGAUAAAUCUUGAGAGUUGUGGGGGUUUCGGCAGUGUUCUGUUUGUGUUUAUGUUGCAUUUUGAUAUUCGUGAUGAGUUCUGUUGAAAUCUGAUUGUAACUCACACACCAAUGAAGUGGAAUCGUUGAGUUAGAAAGACAAAACUACUCUGAUGAAUUCUGAAUAACUGAGAUAUUGGAUUCGGAUAAAAGAAACUCAAUAAAGCUGCUUAUGUAGAGGCGUCUCCA